Molecule: messenger RNA, 324 nt
Organism: Trypanosoma theileri
Lineage: Eukaryota; Euglenozoa; Kinetoplastea; Trypanosomatida; Trypanosomatidae
Product: Rab5-interacting family protein
Exons: 1
Coding region: 1-324 (107 amino acids)
Biological process (GO): autophagosome assembly; protein folding in endoplasmic reticulum
Cellular component (GO): EMC complex; endoplasmic reticulum; membrane
Source: RefSeq, a predicted model, not a curated record
AUGAGUCUUGGAAAAACCAUUUACGUUGACAAGGAGCUUGCAGAGAACAUGCAAACUGUUUCACAGAUACGGACGAUGAGUGCCCUAUUAGCAGGUGUUGGAGCAGGAGUAUUGGGGUUGACUGGUCUCCUUGGUGCAAUUUUUUUCCUCUGUAGCGCAGCAUUUACUUCGCUUGUGAUACUAAGUGUUGCCUGUGAUGGCACACCUGAUCGAUACUUUCCAUCUGGGAAAAAACUUCUUUUCUCUUUUGGGAGCCUCAUCAGUGGAGCUAUGACGUAUAUUUUGGCCUGGACAGUAGCAUAUGAUGCGGUUUACAUAUUUUAA